Molecule: messenger RNA, 336 nt
Organism: Fusarium musae
Lineage: Eukaryota; Fungi; Ascomycota; Sordariomycetes; Hypocreales; Nectriaceae
Exons: 3
Coding region: 1-336 (111 amino acids)
Cellular component (GO): mitochondrion; cytosol
Molecular function (GO): deaminase activity
Source: RefSeq, a predicted model, not a curated record
AUGUCUCGCCAACUUAUUUCCAGCGAAAAGUUCCCUACCAAACCCCACAACUGCCCAGCCACCAAAGUACCUGGUUUAGUCUUCUGCGCUGGACAGACUGCUACUGGCGAGAUUAAGCAGGCAACAAAUCUCAAAGAGGUGCUUGAGCUCUCCGGUUCAUCACUCGAGCAGGUUGUCAAGUACAAUGUCUACCUGGUUGACAUGAAGGACUUUGCUGCUAUGAACGAGGUGUACAUAGAUUUCCUGCCCCAGCCUAUGCCUUCGCGCUCGUGCCUUCAGGCGCUUCCUCCUGGAGAUGGUACUGUUAUUGAGAUUGAGUGCAUUGCGCAGGCUUAG